UCUCUGUGCCUUACCAGUUCUAUACCAGAGUGCACUUUCUGCUUCAGUGACUCCACUGAUUCAGAGUAAGGUUUCUGGAAAAGGAUUGUUUUACAGAAUCAAUAAGGUUGGAAGAGGCCUCAAGAAAUCAUUGAGUCCAAACCCCUUCUAGAGCAGGUACCUUACAGUAGGUUGCACAGGUAGGUGUCCAGGUGGGUCUCAAAUAUCUCCACUGAAGGAAACUUCACAGCUCCCUGGGCAGCCUGUUCUGGUUGCUCUGUCACCCUUACUGUGAAGAAGUUCUUUUGCAUGUUAGUCCAGAACUUUCUGUGUUCAAGUUUUAGGCCAUUACUCCUUGACCUGUUGCCACACGCCACUGAAGGAGCCUCGCCACAUCCGUUUGCCUCCCACCUCCAAUUAGAUAUCCAUAAACAUUAAUUGGGUCCCCCCACAGUUUUCUUUUCCCCAGACUGAACGAACCCAGGUUACUCAGCCUUUCCUCACAAAGGAGAUGUUCCAGGCCCUUAAUCAUCUUUGUGGCCCUCCUAGGGGCCCUCCACUGGACUCCUUUUAGGAGAUCCCUGUCAUUUUUGAGCUGGAGAGCCCAGAACUGGACAUAGUAGUUUAAACGUGGCCUCAUCAGGGCAGAGUAGAGAGCGAGUGUUCCCUUCCUCAACCUACUGGUCAUGUUCUUUUUAAUGUGCCCCAGGAUACCAUUGGCCUUAGCAACAAGGGCACACUGCUGGCUCAUGGACAACCUGUUGUCCAGAACCCCCAGGCCCUUCUCUGCAGAGCUCCUCUCCAGCAGGUCAGCCCCUAACCUAUAACGAUGCAUGAGAUUACUCCUCCCUGGGUGCAAGACUCUACACUUGCUCUUGUUAAACCUCAUCACAUUCCUGUUGAAUGGCAGUACAGCCUUCAGGUCACUGAUGAAGAUGUUGAACAAGACCAGAUCCAGCAUCAACCCCUGGGGAACACAGCUAGUUACAGGCCUCCAACCAGACUCUGCGCUGCUGAUACAACCCUCAAAGUUCUGCCAGUCUGCCAUCAAUCCACCUCACUGUCCACUGAUGUAUCCCACAUUUUCUAAGUUUCGUAACAAGGAUGUUCUGAGAGACAAUGUCAAAUGCCUUGCUGAAGCCAAGUACAGGAAUCUCUACAAGCAAGUGUUCCGUCACCUCACGCUUCAAAUGCACAGGAGUCUGUAGGAGGGAGACCACCGGCCUUCCAAAAUAUUUCACCUGUUAGUAGGGCACAUGGUGCACCAGACACUUCGGAAUUAGCAAGAAUCUUACCUCAAAAAUACAGAAGGAAACU
Molecule: messenger RNA, 1296 nt
Organism: Gallus gallus (chicken)
Lineage: Eukaryota; Metazoa; Chordata; Aves; Galliformes; Phasianidae
Gene: MRPS36
Product: mitochondrial ribosomal protein S36
Exons: 3
Coding region: 813-1187 (124 amino acids)
Biological process (GO): 2-oxoglutarate metabolic process
Source: RefSeq, a predicted model, not a curated record